Molecule: messenger RNA, 6296 nt
Organism: Zootermopsis nevadensis
Lineage: Eukaryota; Metazoa; Arthropoda; Insecta; Blattodea; Termopsidae
Source: RefSeq, a predicted model, not a curated record
UUGUUGGUUGUGUUGUGCAUUGCCAACUCAGCUGUAAAGAAAAUGUUUAUGAAAUUUAGAAACAAGGUUAAUUUUCAUAAUUUCUCGUGAUUCUGCAAAGUGACAGGAAUGAACAUUUAUGUGUGUUAGACAGUAGCCCUAAACAUACUAUUUGUAGUAAUAUAUAUCCCAAAUUUUCUUUAAUUUUUAAAAUGGCGUGUGGUAGUGGAACAACAGGGAACGAAACGGCACAGAAAUUUCUAGAAACUUUGCAAAAUGACUUGAAGAAUUUAUCCAUAGAGACUAAAAAGAAGUUCCCUCAGAUCAAAGAAUCAUGUGAGGAAGGCAUUGUGAAGCUCAGAAAUGCCAGUGCAAACCCUCAAACACCAGUAUUUUACAUAGUCAACCAAAUUCUCUAUCCCUUAGUACAAGGCUGUGAAACAAAAGACCCUAAGAUUGUAAAGAUUUGUCUAGGGGUGGUACAGAAACUGAUGAUGCAACAGGCAGUGGACCAAAAGGGAGCCCGGUAUAUUACGGAUACACUUUGGAUGCUCAUGGAAUCAGGCAUUGAGGAGGUGAAAGUACUCCAGAGUGUAACACUGCUGCUGACCACAAACACAGUGGUGCAUGGAGACACACUUGCUAGAAAUUUGGUGCUUUGCUUUAGACUUCAUUUCACAAAAGAUUCUACUACCAUAAAUACUGCAGGAGCAACAGUGAGGCAGUUGGUAUCAUUGGUGUUCGAGCGUGUGGUGGCUGAGGAUGAGUAUUUCAGGACAAAAGAAUCAGCCAAAAAGGAGGUGAAUUUAGAGGAACUCAAAGUUCCGAGUAACGUUGCGCCUAAAGGACUCCGACCCUGUGCUGCAGAUGCAUAUCUCAUGUUUCAGGACUUGGUUCAGCUGGUGAAUGCUGAUCAGCCAUACUGGUUGAUUGGCAUGACAGAGAUGACAAGGACCUUUGGUCUAGAACUGCUGGAGUCUGUGCUUACAAAUUUUUCAUCAGCUUUCUUUCAGCAUCCUGAGUUCAGUUUUUUACUGAAAGAGCGUGUGUGCGCAUUGGUAAUAAAGUUGUUUUCUCCGAACAUAAAGUACCGAAGUUCUGUUCCGGCCAGCAUACAACAGGCAACACCCCUAGACAAACCGUAUUUUCCCAUCAGUAUGAGACUUCUGCGUGUGGUAUCCAUCCUCAUCCAACGUUACCACAGUCUUUUGGUAACAGAGUGCGAGAUAUUUCUGUCUCUGAUUGUGAAGUUCCUGGAUCCAGAUAAACCUGUAUGGCAGAGGUCUCUGGCACUAGAAGUGUUACAUAAGAUGACUGUGCAGCCUGAGUUGCUUAAGUCCUUUUGCAAGUGUUAUGACUUAAAAGCACAUGCAACAAACAUCUUUCAGGACAUUGUGAAUUCUUUAGGAGCAUAUGUCCAGUCACUCUUUGUGAACCCUCAGCUUAUGGGUCAGACUGCAGUAGGGGGAGGUGGAGCAGCUCCAGUAGCACAAGGACAGCCUCCAGCUCUGCUUGCUGGCAUGCCUGUUGGUCCUGGAAUCUCCCCGCAGCCAGGUUUCUUUUCUAGAGGGGUGUGGCUUCCUGUUGUUGUUACAUUCUCCAGUGGUCAGGCUAAAUCAACAUACUUAGAAAUGCUGGACAAAAUUGACCCUCCUGCAAUACCUGAUGGGUAUGGCAUAUCUGUGGCAUAUGCAUGUCUGCUGGAUAUAAUUCGUUCCAUUGCACUGACAAUUGAAGGAGGUCCUCCCAGUGGAAGUGAAGAGCCAGAAACUGUGAUAUAUCAAGGUAGUGAAGAGGAGAGGGAACUGCAUUCACAGCUAAUUAACUCCAGUUGGUGUGGUCUGUUGGCAGCCCUGAGUCCUCUAAUUGAUGCAAGCACAGAUGAAUCUGCUUCUGAAAAUGUUCUAAAAGCAAUCCAAACCUUUGCAAGCCUGUGUGGGUGCCUGGACCUACAGACUCCACGGGAUGCCUUCAUCACAGCAAUAUGUAAAGCAUCACUUCCCCCACAUUAUGCUCUGACAGUGCUUAACGCAGCCCCACUGGGUGCUGGCUUGGCUAGGAAUCAUUCAAGGGCUGGAAGCCAGGACCUCAGCUCACAGUACAACCUAAGUUCAUACAGUGAAGGUGAUUAUCGCCAGCAGGUAGUGGCCGUUGGCACCCCUCUUCCAACAGCAUCGUUACCAAUUGGCACACAACAAGGACCAGUGAUGCUGACAGCCAAGAAUCUGCAGUGCAUGAGGGCAAUUCUUAGCCUUGCACAUUGUCACGGCAGCAUCUUGGGUACAGCUUGGCACCUGGUGCUCACCACUCUGCAGCACUUGGUCUGGAUUUUGGGCCUAAAACCUUCCACAGGUGGAAGUUUGAAGGCCGGGCGCACAACGGCUGAUUCAAAUGCUGUAAUAACUACUGCCGUGAUGGCUGAUCUGCCUGUUCUUUCUGCCAUGCUGAGUCGACUCUUUGAGUCCAGCCAAUACUUAGACGACGUGGCUCUUCAUCAUCUUAUUGAUGCCUUAUGCAAACUCUCACAUGAAGCGAUGGAACUUGCAUAUUCGAACAGGGAGCCAUCAUUGUUUGCAGUGGCUAAACUACUUGAGACUGGGUUGGUGAACUUGCCUCGUGUGGAGGUGCUGUGGAGACCGCUUACUAAUCACCUCCUUGAGGUGUGUCAGCACCCACAUAUACGAAUGCGCGAGUGGGGAGUUGAGGCUGUCACAUACCUUGUGAAGGCUGCCCUACAGCACAAAUACCAGCCUCCACUUCGGGACAACCAGAAACUUCAGACAUUACUUCUGGGUCCUCUGUCAGAGUUAUCCUCAGUGCCUCAUGGUGAUGUUCGACAGCGCCAGUUAGAAUGCGUUCUGCAGGUUUUGCAUGGUGCAGGAGAGACCUUGUCCCAUGGCUGGCCACUGGUUCUAGGUAUCAUUGGAGCUGUAUCAGAUCAUCAUGGUCAGAAAAUGUAGCAGUCAGAUUUUCAGUAUUUGGUGCCAGUUAUAACAGACUUUCUGCCUGUAAUGCCAUGGCGAUGCCUUCCGCUCUGUGUUGAUACAGCAGCCAAGUUUGGGUCCCAGACUCAGGAACUGAACAUUUCUCUUACAGCUGUGGGUCUUAUGUGGAACAUAUCAGAUUAUUUCUAUCAAAAUCAAGAGAAACUGUGUCAGUCUUUGUCAGGAGAUCCAGCGGUGUUUCCCGACUUUCCUGGAACACCAAAUAUGCCACCAUUUGAUAAACUUUGGAUGUGCCUUUAUGCCAGGUUAGGUGAUUUGUGUGUUGACUCACGGCCGGCUGUGCGCAAGUCUGCAGGUCAGACUCUGUUCUCCACCAUCUCAGCACAUGGAGGACUGCUCCAUCAACCGACUUGGCAAGCAGUUCUAUGGCAGGUUCUGUUCCCACUGUUGGAUAAAGUACGAAGUCUCUCAAGUUCUGCAAGCAAUGAAAAAGUGGAUACAGGAGGAAAUAUUCUGAUCCAUCAUUCCAGAAAUACUGCACAGAAACAAUGGGCAGAGACACAGGUUUUGACAUUGUCUGGUGUAGCGAGAGUGUUCAAUACAAAGAGACAGUUGCUUCAGACACUUGGUGAUUUUCCUCGUGCCUGGUCUCUACUGCUAGAGUUUAUAGAGAAUUCAGCAUUAAGUAAAAAUAAUGAGGUAAGUCUGGCAGCAUUGAAAGCAUUUCAGGAGAUAUUAUAUCUGAACAAAGAAGGUGAAGGUACUGCAGCAUCAUCUGGUGUUAUCUCAUCCAGUGAAGAACCUGGAGUGUGGGGCGUCGCGUGGCGAGUAUGGCUGAGUAUCGGUGCAGAGAGCACCACACCUCCCGAUGAAACCGUCGACAUCAGAGAUGAACUCUACAUACCUUCACAGCCAUUCCUCACUGCCCUAAUUCAAAUAUUCCCUGCAGUCUUUCAGCACAUAAGAACAAGGUUUGUGGUUUCAGAUCUACAGAAACUGUGUAGUGUUCUUCAAAAUGCAGUUGUAGUUCCAGUUCAGGGAGAGGCAUCUCCAUUCAUCCUGCCAUCUCUGAAUGAUGUGGUUCUCACACAGCUGCAGGAUGGUGUAUUACACUCCAUGGAGCUUCUGCAGAAGGAGGCCCUAGCUGGAGCAGAAAAUAUGAAAGCAAUGAUAGCUGCGAUAUUUCAUCAGCUCCUCGUGUUCAGCAAUUUUGCCUGUCAACCUCCACCAUACGGAAAACUGGAAACAAAGAACAUCUGUCAGAUGAAAAGCAGUACAGCUGAUUGGAUUACAAUGAACUAUGUGCCAUUCGGCGAGAAGGCUCUCACCAUGGUGGUAAACCUGUACCAUGAAACUGCUCAUGAUAUGUCUGUGAUACAGUCCAAUAUUCUGCAUAGUAUCAUUGAGGCAUUCCAUGUUCCCCUGUCAAUGAAGUAUGACUGCCCAUCACCUGGAACCUGGAAGCUGGCUGUGACCAGUCUGUUGAGUAUACUUCUCACUGGUCUGCCCCUUGCUCGCAAGCACCCUCAGCCCUUCCAGCAUAUGUGGUCUCAGCUGGCUGAUACCCUUGACCAUUUCCUUUUCCCCACAAGUUCUCCCCCAAAAGAUCGUUCCCCAGAGGAAGUACAGGCAGAUGAAGCAGUAGAUUGCCAGGUGAUUGAGCUGUUACGGAAUGAAGUAUUACCACACUCACAUUCAAUACCAAGAGAAUUUGUUUUGAAAGUAGUGGUACUGCUCAACAAGGGUUCGAUUCAUUCUGCCAGUAACACAACAGAUAAUGAUGGGGACACUGAACAUAAACUGCGUGAAGAAUUUGCAAAAACAUGUUUUGAGACGUUGCUGCAGUUUUCCUUGCUGGAUGGCCUUGAUUCUGGUGAAGUGCGUGGCCUAGAGGGUGGACUGGCAGGUCGAUUGGCCGUGACUGCACUGUUACAUCGGUUUCAAGAAGUGCUACACCAGUAUGUAGAGGACGAACGUCGAAGUGGCAAAUGUCCGCUUCCAAGAUACAGAUUAUCAGAGAUAUCAUUUGUGCUGAAAGCCGUUGCCACGUUAGUUGUUUCACUGAAGAAAGCACCUCCAGAGAAAGUGGAUAGAUCAUCUUGGGAACAACUGAUUGGUUUGUACCCAUAUCUAGUGGACUGCACUACAACACCAUCGACCCAAGUGUCACAUUCUCUGAGAGAGGCUUUGCUACAGUACUGGGACCUACUCCAGCCCCCUGUAGUGCACACGUACCCCAAUGGUGUGUGACACUCACCCAUGUUGCCAAAAUGAACAACAUAAAAUUUGAAGUGUGUUGAUGCAGGGAAGUUUCCACACAAGUUGUGUGAGGCUGUGAUUACAAAAGUGUCCAUUCAAAACACGUUUACUUUUAUCUGAUCCGUUGAAAAUAAAUCUGUAGAAUAUGUUUCUGUUAAAUUGGUUUUGUGCCAGUACCCUGUCUAGAAUUUUACUUUUCAUUUUCUGAUAAAAGUGGUGUUAUGACAAAAUGUUGAAGAGAAGUGUUUUUAUUGCUGCCAUCUGGUGGACGUAAUAUGAUGUUCUGUAACUUACAGCUAAUUAGUGUGUUCAUAUUCUGUUUCAUGUAGCAAGAAAGCAGUUAACAAAAAUACACUGUAUUUAGUUAAAUCUUAACCUCUUAAUAGGUUGAACGUUGAAGAAGAAUUAAUUAUUCCUCGUUUAUACUGAACUUGGAUGCCGAGUUGUGUCACUUCACAUGAUGUAGAUCAGAUCAUAUAAAUACUCUAUUCCAUGAAAAUUUGCAUGUUGAUCUGUUGCAUACAAAAUUAUUACCCAAUAGUCUUUAAUAAAAGCAUAGCAGCCCAGAAUCUAAACUCCUUCAAUCUUCAAAGGUAAAAAUUGUGAGACCGUCUCAGAAUUAUGUUACUUCAAAUGACACUAUCAUAUAUUUUCAUUAUACAGUCUCAGAGAAAGAAGGGGUGGGGGGAAUAUACUGUAAAACCUGCUGAAAUGAACUUCAUUACAAUGGAAACUCCCUUUAAAGUAUACACUCAUCCUGUACAUGUAUAGUACAAGUACAUGGUCUUAAUUUAAAGUGUUUCUUAAAUCCUCAUUUAUUUCAUAGUGAAUGCUAUUGAUUUGUUCUAGCAUGAUUCUGAAAUUAAAGUGUAUUACACUUUAUGAACUCAACAAAUGACGCUAGUGGUGCCAUCAUUUGCAUCAGUUACAAAUAAAUGAAGGAAAAAUCAUUACAUAUUAAUGUACAGAAUUGUUCAUAUCCUAUCCACACACAUCUGACUCCUUGUCAGUGUAUUGGUUUUCAUUAUAAUGCAUAUUACUUGUACUUUAAAAAAAUAAAUAUGAUACAUCAUUUAUGUAUUAAGAUGUCUAUAAAGUUUUUGUUUCAAAAUU